UUACCCGACUUUGCUUCAUGAACACGAACAUGAACGACUGAACGCACCCACCAAACAGACAACAAGUGAAGCGUUCCGUUCAUUUCGUUGUUAAAGCAAGGUAGCAUUUUUAGGCCAGUGUAGUGUUAUACUUAACCUAGAGUGAAAAGGUGUUUGCCGACGGAAAUUGUGGUGUUUUCUGACGGCCGGGUCCUCAGUUUUGGACCUCCAACAUGACGGACGAAAGUCAGCCUAAAACCUUGUACGUCGGGAACUUGCACACGUCUGUGUCAGAGGAUCUUCUAUGUACUUUAUUUUGCCAAAUCGGGCCUGUGAAAGGUUGCAAGAUUAUUCGCGAGCAAGGCAAUGAUCCUUACGCUUUUGUGGAGUUCACCAACCAUCAAGCGGCCGCCACGGCGCUGGCCGUGAUGAACAAGCGGCUGUUCUUGGACAAGGAGAUCAAGGUAAAUUGGGCCACCUCUCCCGGCAACCAGCCCAAACAAGAUACCAGCAAUCAUCACCACAUAUUCGUCGGCGAUUUGAGUCCCGAGAUCGAGACUCAGACACUUCGUGAAGCUUUUGCACCAUUUGGUGAAAUUUCCAACUGCAGAAUUGUUAGAGACCCUCAGACCCUCAAGUCAAAGGGUUAUGCAUUUGUGUCAUUUGUGAAGAAGGCCGAGGCUGAAAGUGCUAUACAAGCUAUGAAUGGCCAGUGGCUUGGAAGCCGCAGUAUUCGUACUAAUUGGUCGACUAGAAAACCACCACCUCCACGAAAUGAAAGACCUCGACAUCCUGGUUCUGGCAAACCAGCAUCUUAUGAUGAAGUCUAUAAUCAGUCAAGUCCUACUAAUUGCACGGUUUACUGUGGAGGAUUUACUAAUGGUAUUAGUGAUGAAAUAAUCCAGAAAACCUUUACUCCAUUCGGCACAAUUCAAGAUAUACGGGUGUUUAAGGACAAAGGUUAUGCCUUUAUCCGAUUUGCUACCAAAGAAGCUGCCACACAUGCCAUUGAAGCUAUUCACAAUACUGAAAUUAAUGGCCAGACUGUGAAAUGCUUUUGGGGCAAGGAGUCUGGAGAUCCCAACAACCCUCCACAGCCAGGAGCUCAACCCACGGCCCAGCCACAAGCUGCUCAACCGCAAACGCCGCAGCCUCAAACUCAAACAGCUGCAGCAGCUGCAGGUCAAUACCCUUAUGCGUAUGGACAACAAAUGGGUUAUUGGUAUCCCCAAUCUUAUCCUGCAGCGGCUGGCAGUCAGUAUCUACAGAGCAUGCAGCCCAGCUAUACUGCUACUUAUGGCCAGUUCAGUUAUCCUCAGGCCUAUGUUCAGAGAAUGGGUUUGCAAGUACCUUGGCAGGCCAUGCAAGCGCAACCCACAGCCGCCGCAGCCGCAGCAGCGGUGACAAGUCAGCAAGUAAUGGCAGGGCAAGCUCCACUCCAGCCACCAGCAAUGAUGUAUGCCAUGCAACAAUUCCCAACGCCUCAGUGAAGCAAACAGAUUGGAUAAAGAAAUGCCUCUUCGUGAGGUGUGAAAAUAAUCUCAGGAUUGGCUACUGUGGGUCUUUAUCCAUGGUAAAUUAUUAUAAACGAAUGAUAGGCUGUCAUAUUGAUAGCUUGACUGAUUAUAUA
Molecule: messenger RNA, 1609 nt
Organism: Thrips palmi
Lineage: Eukaryota; Metazoa; Arthropoda; Insecta; Thysanoptera; Thripidae
Gene: Rox8
Product: nucleolysin TIAR
Exons: 1
Coding region: 213-1469 (418 amino acids)
Molecular function (GO): RNA binding
Source: RefSeq, a predicted model, not a curated record